AUGGCGCCUAAGCUUUCAAAGUCCGAGAAGAAGGUCGUUUACGACCAGAAACUCUGCCAAUUGCUUGAUGAGUACACGCAGGUUCUGGUGGCGGUGGCCGACAACGUGGGUUCGAACCAACUUCAGAGCAUUAGGAAGGGAUUGAGAGGUGACUCUGUGGUUCUUAUGGGUAAGAAUACCAUGAUGAAGAGGUCUAUUCGGAUGCACGCUGAAAAAACUGGAAACAACGCUAUCCUUAACCUAAUUCCUCUCCUUGUUGGCAAUGUUGGGCUGAUCUUCACCAAGGGUGACCUGAAGGAAGUCAGUGAGGAGGUUGCCAAGUACAAGGUUGGAGCACCUGCUCGUGUUGGUCUGGUGGCUCCUAUUGAUGUUGUUGUUCCACCUGGCAAUACUGGUCUCGAUCCAUCACAGACUUCCUUUUUCCAGGUCCUCAACAUCCCAACCAAGAUUAACAAGGGUACUGUUGAAAUUAUCACCCCUGUGGAGCUUAUCAAAAAGGGUGAGAAAGUGGGUUCUUCUGAGGCUGCCCUGCUUUCAAAACUUGGAAUUAGGCCCUUCUCUUAUGGUCUUGUUGUCAUCUCUGUUUAUGACAAUGGAUCUGUAUUCAGCCCUGAGGUGCUUGAUUUGACUGAAGAUGACCUCAUUGAGAAGUUUGCCAUGGGAGUUUCCAUGGUUACGUCAUUGUCACUAGCCAUUGCAUACCCGACCCUUGCAGCUGCACCACAUAUGUUCAUCAAUGCAUACAAGAAUGUUUUGGCUGUUGCUGUUGCAACUGAUUAUUCCUUCCCCCAAGCUGAUAAAGUCAAGGAGUAUCUUGCGGAUCCCAGCAAGUUUGCUGUUGCCGCUGCUGCUGCUGCGGCUGCCGACUCUGGAGCUGCUCCUGCUGCUGCUGCUAAGGAAGAGGAGAAGAAGGAUGAACCUGCUGAGGAGUCUGAUGAUGAUAUGGGUUUCAGCCUUUUCGAUUAAGUUAAAUUUUGGCUUUGAAUUGAAUGGUUUGAUCAUGAACUUGAUAGGUUGCUCUGUUUUCAAUUUCUAAAAUGUCGUACACUUUUAGACCAAAUUUUGAAGUCUUUUGUUAGAAGUAUGUUCUCCCUUUUGUUUAUCCUGAAUUGCCUUUCCUUUGGUAGCUAUGAAAACCAUACAGUUUACAUUUA
Molecule: messenger RNA, 1154 nt
Organism: Sesamum indicum (sesame)
Lineage: Eukaryota; Viridiplantae; Streptophyta; Magnoliopsida; Lamiales; Pedaliaceae
Product: large ribosomal subunit protein uL10
Biological process (GO): ribosomal large subunit assembly; cytoplasmic translation; ribosome biogenesis
Cellular component (GO): cytosolic large ribosomal subunit
Molecular function (GO): structural constituent of ribosome; large ribosomal subunit rRNA binding
Source: RefSeq, a predicted model, not a curated record